Messenger RNA from Raphanus sativus (radish), 2993 nucleotides. RefSeq lists its product as uncharacterized. Bases 815 to 2785 code for a protein of 656 amino acids. Lineage: Eukaryota; Viridiplantae; Streptophyta; Magnoliopsida; Brassicales; Brassicaceae. The record is from RefSeq and is a predicted model, not a curated record. The transcript is spliced from 3 exons.
CUACCGACACACUUUUUACCAACUAAAGUCAAUAUAAAUAUUCAUUGUUAUACUUGCUUAGUUACCUUUAGUUAUAUUCUAACUAUAAUAAUAAAAUAUUAAAAGAGUAGAAAUAUCCCAGAUGGAGACAAAUCCAAACUUACUUUGUUAUUAACGAAAUAUCAUCUUCUCUGUGCCUUAGUAUUAUCCGCGCCGGAUUUCAGAGUUCUUCUCUCCCCCUCUAAAAGUCAAUUGAUUUUUUUGUUUGUUUUGGAUUCACAGUAAAUCUCUUCCAUACCAAUCAUCAAGAACACAAAUUUCUUCAGAUCUAACCGCCACUUCUUUAUCCCAACUAACAAAUUCUUCAUUGGCUCUUGGAUUAUCACUGUACUCCUCCACUGACACUGCCGCACUCAGUAUUGAUUAUGUCACUGCAAUAUCUACGCCGACUUCAGCGUUUUAAGAAUUGGUUUUCUUUAUAUUUCCUUAACUUUGGAUAAUUAUCGAUUUGUUACGAUAAUCAUCUUUUACGUUAUUAGAUUAGGAUUCUCUGUUUUAUUAUAAAGGGCGUAGCCUUCACAGAGCUUUGAAUAAUAAUAAUACAAUUUACAAAUCUUCCAAAUCCCUUAUUACUUUCUGUGCAAGCAACUUCAUCUUCUACGAUCUUAGCAUCUCUAAGUUGAUCCUUCUUCACCAGUGAUCAUCUUCUAGGUUCUUUGAAUCCCCUUUCUUCUAAUCCGCAAGAAGGAUUACUAGCUCGGGAACUUAUCUUAUCUAUCUAUCUGUCACGUCUCCUGUCUCAUUGGUAUCAGACCUAGAACUCCUCAAGACCAACAUGGACACAAGGGCUACCACCGCUUUAAACGACAUGGCUAAACAAAUCGACGAGCUACGCUCAUCACAAACCCAACAAACAGAAGAGAUCCGCAAGGAACUCCGCAACGAAAUCAAUGCUCUCAAGGAUCUCAUAGAAAAGUUUAUCAACACUAAUCCCUUUACACAUCGUGAUGGGAAACAAGCCGAAGAAACUUCUGAGAUCACCGAAGGAACUCCCCAACCUAAGGACCCACCAGAUCGUCCCAACCCAGAGCAGGUCACAUCAAAGACAAUGACCACUAACGUCAAUAAUACCAACAACAACCCACCCCACCAUCACGGCUUAUCAGCACGGCUGACGAAAAUUGGCUUCCCAAUGUUCGACGGUUCGGAACUCAGGGAAUGGAUUUACCGCUGUGAACAAUUUUUCUCAAUUGAUAGCACGCCACCAGAACUAAAGGUUCGACUCGCCUCUCUUCACAUGACGGGCAAAGCUCUCCAAUGGCAUCACUCCUACAUCGCAAACCGCUACAACCAGUUCCCUCUGUGGCCAGAAUACGUUGCCGCAAUCUCGGAACGUUUCAGUGAGCUUUUCGAUGAUCCCUUAUCGGAGUUAGUUAGCUUGAAACAAGGAACCGACACCAUUGAUGUGUAUCUGGAAAAGUUUGAUUCCGCUAUGACAAGGAUCACACUUGCUCCAGAUCAUGCCUUGAGCAUAUUUUUGACAAACAUGAACCAGCAUCUCGCUCUUCACGUACGUCAAUUCAAGGUCACUACAGUCCCUGAAGCUGCAAAAAUAGCAAAACUUCACGAGCUCGCUUUGUUGCACACACCUACGAGGACGUCCAACAACUCGUCUCAAAGAUCAAAAUUUUCACAACCCAACAAGAAUCAACACAGCACCUCAACACCUUCUACACCUUACACUGGUGGGAAUCAAAACAAAGAACCCCUACUUUCUAAUACACCACAGAAACGGAUCUCUUUUGAAGAGAUGCAAGAAAGAAAACGUAAGGGUUUAUGCAUGUUUUGUGAGGAGCCAUUUACACCUGGUCAUCAUCUCAAACACCGGCGUGCUGAAUUCUUGUUCUUGGAAGCUGAUACAGAGUUCGACGCCGAAAUUGCGCUAGAAGAACAAAUACGUGAAACAACUCUCGAUGAUCAAUACAACAAGGUCGCCACUAUCUCUGCACACGCCUUAAGUGGAACGCCGACGUUUAACUGUAUGCGUCUACCGGGGCAGUACGGUAAACGGAAGUUGAAUAUAUUAAUUGACCUAGGCAGCACUCAUAACUUUCUUGAUGUAGAUAUUGCUAAAGGCUUAGGGUGUACUUUGAUACCAAUCAAGCCAACGCCAGUCGUCGCAGCAAGUAGAGAACUGAUUACUAAGUACAAGUGUAGUACAUUUUCUUGGAAGAUGCAGGGAUACGUGUUUAGUUCUGAAAUACGAACCUUGCCUUUGGGAUGCAGCGACUUGGUGCUUGGUGUUCAGUGGCUAUCUACUUCGGGACCAAUUCUGUGGGACUUUCUAAACCUGCGAAUGGAGUUUAACUUUAACGGUUUGAAACAUGUUCUCAGAGGUAUUACACCAAACAGUCCCAAAGAAAUCACAGGAAGCAGUCUCAACAAACUCAAGUUACCAGGACCUCAGAUUGCUUCACUUCAUCUUCAGGAGCUGGACACGCUAGAGACACAGCACACCGUUCCUUACCGCAAGCUUCUUCUUCCACCCAAUGCUUCAACUCGUAAUGUCUUUCCUGUGAGUCAACUUAAGCUCUGUCCUAAUCCGUCUACCUCACCACCAGUUCUGCCUCAGUACCUUACGGACAUUGUAAGAGUUAAAGAACCUGAAAUAAUCCUUGAGAAGAAGAUGGUCAAACACCAUAACAGGGCUGUGACGAAGGUUCAGUGGAAGGGACAUCCUCCUGACGAUGCUACUUGGGAAUUCUAUCAGGACUUUGUUGCCAAGUAUCCAGGAUUUCAUACUUGAGGACAAGUAUGUUCUCAACGGGGGAGUAUUGUGACAGGAUUAUGUCACUGCAAUAUCUACGCCGACUUCAGCGUUUUAAGAAUUGGUUUUCUUUAUAUUUCCUUAACUUUGGAUAAUUAUCGAUUUGUUACGAUAAUCAUCUUUUACGUUAUUAGAUUAGGAUUCUCUGUUUUAUUAUAAAAGGCGUAGCCUUCACAGAGCUUUGAAU